AUGGCUCGAUUGAACGCUAUAAAGCUCGCUGUCUCAAAAAGUUGGACUCUGCAUCAGCUGGAUGUCCACAACGCCUUCCUGAAUGGCCAUUUAGCCGAGACGGUAUACAUGAAACAACCUCCCGGAUAUGAAGAUCCAACACAUCCCGAUCACGUCUGUCUUUUGCAGCGGUCUCUAUAUGGGCUCAAACAAGCCCCAAGAGCCUGGUUCAAGAGACUACACGAUUUUUUGCUAACUGCAAGUUUCGCGUCAUCCAAGACUGAUGUCUCAUUAUUCUACCACUCGGCGGGUGCUUCUAAAGUCUUUCUACUCGUCUAUGUGGAUGACAUCAUCAUGAUGGGAAGUGACGCCGCUUUAGUUGAGUCCUUACUACGGCGUCUUGCAUCGGCAUUCAAGAUUAGGGAUCUUGGCACUCCUGGGUUCUUCUUGGGCAUCGAGACAGUCUCGACUAGUGGCGGGAUGAUUUUGUCACAGCAUAGGUACAUGGUGGAUUUACUUCAUCGUUCUGGGAUGACGGAUUGCAAACCACUUACUACCCCGGCAUCUAUUACUCAAGCCGUCACACCAUCCGAGCAGCCUUUUGAAAACCCUACUCAGUAUCGGCGGAAUGUUGGCGCCCUGCAGUACUUGACUAUCACUCGACCGGAUCUCGCAUAUGCUGUCAACCGCCUAUGUCAGUUCAUGCACUCUCCUACUGACGACCACUGGGCAAUGGUGAAACGUGUCUUACGAUAUAACAAAGGCACUCUACAUUACGGGCUCCGAUUCUCUCCUUCCUCUUCCAGUGACAUCCACGCCUACUCCGACUCUGACUGGGCUGGGUGUCCGGUCGACAGGAAAAGCACCAGUGGCUAUGCCGUCUUUCUCGGAAGUAAUCUUGUUUCCUGGCUCUCCCGGAAACAGCGCACCGUAGCUCGCUCUUCCACUGAGGCGGAGUAUAAAGCCCUAGCUGACGUUGCUGCUGAAGUCACCUGGAUGAUGGAGCCCUACACCCCAACAGCUGAGAUGGAGCACAUGAAGGAAAAUGGGUUUUUAAUUUUGAAGGUGAUAUUUCCAAAUUUGUAG
Ipomoea nil (Japanese morning glory) is the source of this 1065-nucleotide messenger RNA. RefSeq lists its product as uncharacterized. NCBI's taxonomy places the organism in Eukaryota, Viridiplantae, Streptophyta, Magnoliopsida, Solanales, Convolvulaceae. The record is from RefSeq and is a predicted model, not a curated record. The transcript is spliced from 3 exons. The coding region runs from base 1 to 1065 and encodes 354 amino acids.